Messenger RNA from Podarcis lilfordi (Lilford's wall lizard), 29457 nucleotides. The record is from the annotation of a GenBank genome assembly. Lineage: Eukaryota; Metazoa; Chordata; Lepidosauria; Squamata; Lacertidae.
GGUCACGUGAAGGCCUGCCCGCCCCGCCGCGGCCAUGACACUGUCCUGAAGGAAGGGUGGGGGGGAAGGGGGAGGAUGACGACGAAACAAUAACAAGGCAGUUACUCUCGUCUCAUUCCUUACGAGUCCGCCACCGGGUCUUGCAGAUGUGAGGAACCCGUUCCUUGCCCCGCCCGUCCUCCAUUCCGUACGUGCCGCGGGUGCCUUCUAGGUCGCCGGCGCCGCCGCGCUGAGGGGGGAGGGGGCUCUUGCCUCAGCAACGGUUCGAAGGGGGGGAGGAAGGGGAGGGCCGAGCGAGCGUGGCCGUCACGUGACGCGGAGGGAGCGAGACGGCGUGACGCAAUCGCCAGCCGCAUUUGGAUGACGCCUGCCAAGGGGCGGAGGAGGGAAGGGGCGGUGAAGUCACGCGCGCUGCGUUGUGUUUGGAGGCGGGGCAGGCCGGGCAGGAGAGCCGAGCAGCUGACAGGCGGGUGGGGCUGGCGGGGAAAGCCGACCUGUAGCCGGGAGCGGAGGCGAACCGCGCUCCCGAAGCCGACUUCCAGGCUGCGGCAUUAUUGUCCCUCAGGUGGGCGCUUGUUAUCCCGCCCCCUCCUUUCCCUGGGGGAGGGUUGGAAGGGGAGAGGGCUCCGCAGGUGCCCCGCGUGCUUCUCUGCUGCCAGGUGUGCAGAGGCGGCUGAGGGGUUUCGGUUUGGGGCCUUCCGCUGAAGCUCAGUCUCGCUUCCUUAUUUCUUCCCUCUGACGUUAUUCGCCGGUAGAACCAAUGUCUUUCUCUUUCCUUUUUUAAGCGACUUGCGAUCUUUUGGCUUUGGGUGCCAUCCCCAAAUCUUGUACCUAGCAAAUGGCUUUACAGUGGUACCUCAGGUUAAGUACUUAAUUCGUUCCGGAGGUCCGUACUUAACCUGAAACUGUUCUUAACCUGAAGCACCACUUUAGCUUCGCCGCCGGAGCCCGAUUUCUGUUCUUAUCCUGAAGCAAAGUUCUUAACCUGAAGCACUAUUUCUGGGUUAGCGGAGUCUGUAACCUGAAGCGUAUGUAACCCGAGGUACCACUGUACAUGGUGUUCUUCGGCUCUCAUAAGGUUGGACCAAAGUGCGUUCUGGAGUGCAGAGUCCGCUUCCUUAUCCAUAGGUGACUGAUCUCUUUUGUUGGGGUGGGGAGGCAAUCCUUUCGGAAGUGCUUUGGGUCAAUAGGGCACAUCAUAGGAGAUGAAUUUUCCUUGGUAAGGAGUUGGAGCAUCCAUGCUUCAAAUCCCAGUUACUUUUUCGGACCGCAGGUCUGGUACAAAAGUAAUGACUUGUAUGCAGUGCUUUUUUCCUAGAAAAAUAGGCGCCGGUACUCACUAUGAAGUUGUUACAGUAAGUGCCACACUUUUUAACAACAACAAAAGAGGUGCCGGUACUGCCUAACCUUGAGUACCCCCUGAAAAAAAAGCAUUGCUUGUAUGGAAUUGGCAACAACCAUCUACGUUUCUGUUGUGCUAUGCUUUGCAUUUGGUUCAUAUAUGGUGACAAUGGAAGGUUCCUUUUUCUUACUGAAUUUAUGUGGGUUGGAGAAGAGCUUGGAAGAGAAAAGUGUGUUCUUUGUUAUGAUCGAGUCUUUCCUAUUUAAAGAACAAAAAAAUCCCCACAUUAAGCUGCUCUGCUUUCAAGUAUGUGAGCAUGUUUUGGAUCUCAUCUUUGAACUAGGUUUGUGGGUUGAUGCUGAUAUCUGUUGGUUAUGCCAAUGUACUGGGGCCAUUUUUCUCAUAGAAGGUGCACCCCAAAUUCUUAUGAGAUGAUUUACAAGUACAUUAUUGUGUUGUGUUUGGCAUGUGCAGUCCAGCCCUUUCUGUGUGAAUGUUUGAAGUGAGUUCCCUCUGAAUUCAGUUCCCCUGAUUCAGUUCAAUCUGGAAUUGAAGCUAUAGAAAGUUGAAGGGUUCAAUAUGCUUACCAGUUUUGGAUCAGUCAGCUAAUUAGUAGUUGUGUAACUGAUAUCCAUCUGUCUAUGGUUCAGUGUAUUUGCCCUAUCAUAGAAGUCUUAGCAAUGUUAAAUUAUGUACCUUCACAGAAGAAAUAAAUGUAUAGGAAUCCAAAUGUUUAACAAGUGAAGAAGUUGUAUUUCACAUUUUUAUAUUUCAUUUUGAUAGGUGGAGCUGCAAAAUGAAACAAUAACAAACUUUUGAGAGACUGUUGUAUCUUUCAUGCCAGUGAUGUCUAUGCCUGUGGUACCUGAAUCUUGCAGCCAUGUAUUGGCAGAGUUUGAGUGCCUCAGUCCACUCCUUUCUGCUCUCAGGCUGGAUUCUAAUCGUCUGAAGGUGCGUUCAAGUCAUAAUUGCUAUAAUGUUGAUAUUUGCUUAACAGCAUUUAGAAAUACCAUGUACAGUGGUGCCCCGCAAGACGAAUGCCUCGCAAGACGGAAAACCCGCUAGACAAAAGGGUUUUCCGUUUUCAAUGCGCUUCGCAGGACGAAUUUCCCUAUGGGCUUGCUUCGCAAGACGAAAAUGUCUUGCGAGUCUUGAGAUUUUUUUUCCGCUUCCCCCCCCUUUUUCUAAGCCGCUAAGCCUUUAAUAGCCUUUUAGCAGCUUAGCCGCUAAGCCUUUAAUAGCCGCUAAACCGCUAAUAGCGCUAAUCCGCUAAGCCGCUAAUAGGGUUGCUUCGCAAGACGAAAAAACCACUAGACGAAGAUACUCGUGGAGCGGAUUAAUUUCGUCUUGCGAGGCACCACUGUACUUGUAGUUCAUAGCGUACAUUCCAAGGUGGAAACUGUAGACAUCCACUGGCAGAAAAUUUUACAAGAAGCUUUGAGGCUAAAGUAGGAGUUCUCAAUCAUAAAGAGAAUUAAAAGACAAAUGUUAAGAGGAUAAUAUUCUGAAUGUGGGGAGAACUUGAUGGUAAAACUUUCUGCUUAUUUUUGAAGAGAAGAUUUUAUCUGUUUAAUGGAUUUCACAAAUUAUUUUAUCAAGUAGAAGGAAAAUAUGCAAGAGUUGGUACUGUACUAUUUAUUGGAGAGUAUAAUUUAGGGCACUGUUAGUCAUACUCUGUAAUUGUAAGGGCGCAAGGAAAUGUCUCUUUCAUUUAGAAAGAUACCACUACAGACUUCAACAGAAAUUUGUAAGUGGUUUAUAUUUCUUUACAGGAGAGACAAUACCUUGUUGCUGUCAUGCUAAGCAGUUCAUAGCAAGACAUUUUUUGACCCAUGUGCUGUUAUAAUGGAUCAGUAGUAAGAGUGAAAUAGAGUCCCCAUUCCAUGAAAUAUUUUUUUUUCUUCCUCAGUAGAACUGAAAAUAAAACAAGUAUAAUUAAUGUCAGUAUUUUCUUUCAGCAACCGGCUGGUUUUUAACCCUAUCCUUUUUCUCUUUUCUAAAGUGCACAUGUAUAGCAGUUUCUCAAAAAUGGUUGGCGCUAGGAAGCUCUGGUGGAGGCCUGAAUCUAAUCCAGAAAGACAGCCGGAAACAGAGACUUUUUCUCACUCAUAAGGUAAGAUUGAAGGAACGCUUCUAAGAAACCUCAGGCUAAGAAUGAAAUGUUAUUUGCAGACACUGAGAAGGUUGUUUCAUUAAAGCAUACCACAAUUUUUUUAUUUAUUUUAGAGACAAUUUUGUAUCUCAUUUACAAAAUUCAGAAUAUCUCACCACGUCAUACUUGGAGCAGAGCCACUGCAAUCAGUGGCCUUAAGUGCCUUGAUUUCAGUGAUCUACUCUUGAGUGUGAGCUAGUUGGAUAUCACCCCAAGUCUUUUCAGCUGCUCUUUCAGGCUUUAGAUGACUAAGAAAAUCUUCUAAAUUGUGAAUUGUAGCUAAUGCAGAAAUCAGAACUAGAAUUUUGGAUCAAGAAGACCAAUAAGACACUAAAACUAAAUUAUUAUUUUUUACCAUCCUUCACUCAAAGAUCACAGGGCGGUUUACAAUAUAAAAACACAAAAAUACAUACCAUAAUAACAAAAAACCCCUUCCCAGUUCUAAAGGCCAUUAGCCAAAUGCUUAGGAGAACAGGAAUGUUUUUGCCCAGUGUCUAAGCAUAUAUAAUGAAGGCGCCAAGUACGCAUCACUGUGGAGAGCAUUCUACAAACUAGAAGUCAUUGCAGAAACGGCCUGUUUUCAGGUUGCCACCAUCCAGACCUCUUAUAUUCAGCCUAAUAAGGUAGCUUAUAAGUAAUAAAAGUGAAAAUGCAUUAAUAUAAUCACACUAAAAAUAUCAAAGCAUUAAAUCACCAGAAUCUUUCCCACAGGGCAGCUGGUGAGAUAAAGGGAUAGUCCACCUAGUGAUUUUUAUUUUUGCUUCCCUCUUUCAUGUGUCAAAAAUCAAGUAGGGAGUGGGCAAUGAAUAUGAAAAAAAUGCAUAGCAGCUACAAAUCAGGCUUUGCUGGGGCACUAAAUAUUAAUAGGACAAAUCUGCUUUAUCUCCUGGUAGGAAGGUGCCAUUUCCCGCAUUGCCUUUUGUUUACAUGAUGAGGACUAUGUUGCUGUAGCUACAAGGUGAGAACAGUUAUUUAUGUAUUUGAAACAAGUUGGAUUAUUGUUUUGGGGCUAUAGUACUGGGUUAUUUUUUGGGAAAUGGUAGAGUCAUUUCAAUAAUGCAAAUAAGGGAAUCCAUUCUGAUGAUGAAAAUAAUGUAAACAUUUAGGGGCUAACCAUUUUAAAGUAUAGCAUAUUUAUUUGAGCACAUGUACUCCAUCUUCCUCUUCCCUUCAUUUGUGGGAGGCUAGGCUCUUCCACUUCUGCUUUGCUCUUGCUACCAAAAGCAACCAGCUGUGAUUUGUUUAGACCUCAGACCUGGAUCUGAAAUGGAGCAAACACAAGCCAGCAUUUGCUGCAUUCAACACAAUGCCAAACUGGUUUGCAGCAAACUAUAAGUGGAAGGGUUAUAUCUGUUCCUUUUAUUAUUCAUUGUUGUAGUUAGAUUUUAAUGUAUUUUGCUGUUUACUGUUGGGAUAUUGAUCUGUUGUUUGCAGUUUAAACAGUCUGGGAUUUUUUAAUGGAGAGUGGCCUAUAAACCAUAUUAAUAAUAAAUUAAUAAAAGCUUCUUUUCUCUUCUCACAUGCAAAUGAAUGGGAAGAGGAGGCGGGAGGCUGAGGCUCACUGUGGCUUAUUGUUCAAAUGACAAUCCAUUAUUUGUCAUUAUGUCUGAACCAGGCCAGUGUCUCUUAAGCUGAGAGAGAUGCAGUAAGUUCAUGAGCUGACAAAUCAGAAGAACUUGGAUUUAUUUCAGUUUUCUACAUUUUCAAGUACUGUACAGUAUUUGUUGAAUAAAUUUAUUGUAAGCUGCUUAAGUGGCAUACACAGGUUGUAUAAAAUAAAUAUUUGUAUGUAGGUUCUGAACAUUGUUAAAUAUGUGAGGGUUUGUGAGAAGAUGGCAGAUUUUUAUUUUAAUUUUAGUAAUUUAGUUAUUAUAUUCUACAGCCAAGGCCUUGUUGUUGUCUGGGAAUUGAAUCAGGAACGUCGUGGGAAACCAGAAAGGAUUUAUGUGUCCUCUGAGCACAAAGGCAGAAAAAUAACAGCUCUUUGUUGGGAUACUAGUGCAUUUCGUGUUUUUGUUGGUGAUCAUGUGGGCAAAGUGUCUGCCAUCAAGAUUAAUACAUCCAAACAAGGAAAGGUAAAUUUUCAGUGAGAUUUUUGAACAUAAGAGCAGGCUUCUACACAUCUUGGCUGGUCUAAGCCAGAUUUUGAGGCUACUAGGAUCUUCCAAGGCUGAGAGGAAGACUGAGGCUAGUGAAUCAUAUAGUUUAUCACAGUACUUCUGAUGUGUUGGAGAAUCACCAAAGGGGAGAAUAAUAUACACAAGCCCCUGUUGUCAUCCUGAUCUUCGUUGGCCUGGCAUUUCUGAGAUUUUCCAAAGACAUCCAGCUUGGAUGUGGGAAAUGAUCUCUUGUACACUCCCCAAUUCCAACCUUAGGAAGGAACAUAGGCCUUACCACAUUUACUGCAAUGGUGAGGAAUACUUACCAUGAGAGAGGAGUACUUACCAUGAAAGUAGCUAGAGUAUAUGCAAACUCGUGCAUAAAGGGAAACAUUCAACUGUAUGUGGCUUUUGUGCCCAAACUUACAGAAUUAAGCAGGUGGUCACAUGUAGAUCUUGAUAAUCUUAUUUGCAUUACAUGAGCUGUAAAAAUUGUAAUGUCUGAAUUCUGAUACAAACAUUUUGUUGCAAAAAGACAAAAUAUGAGGACAAAAUUCUGGAAGCUGCUUUGCAGUUCAUGUUUUAUUUCUCCAUGCUUAAGCCUGGGUCUUAUUGAUCCUUAGAUACUGAUGAGCAUUUAGAACUCCAGAGAGGGUAUCCAGGCAGUUUUAAAAUAAAAUGAAAUGCAACCUGAACAAUAUGAAUUUUAUUUGUGUAUUUUUCCAGUUUCAUGUAAUCAAUUUUGCAAGUCUAUUUUUCCUUUAGUGCUGAAAUAAUUCACUGUACAUUUCUCCUUUACCUUUCUUUAGGCUACCACUGCAUUUGUGAUGUUUCCAGUUCAGAUUAUAACCACUGUUGAUUCUCGUGUGGUUCAGCUUGAUUAUUUGGAUGGAAGGUUGCUUAUCUCUUCUCUUACCCGAUCUUACUUAUGUGACACUGAGAGGUAAUUAAUGUACUCUAAAGUAAUGCUGGUGUCAUUCUAGGUUUGAUUCUCUGCAGAUCAUCUGCAACUCUACUUUUAACAUUAAUUUGCACCUAGUAAUAAGUAGUAAUCAUUUUGUCACAUUUCUGAAGAAAUAGAGCAGAAUCCACCUAACUCCAGGGCUUCUGCAACAGAGCUCCCCCUGUCUGCUGAAAUUGGUUCUGGGAGGUUGGGAGAACCCCCUAGAACAGCGCAUGAGAGGGAACUCUUCAAUCUGGCAGACUGAUAUGCUGGUGCAGACAGAAAAUUUGCAGUUGCGUGAUGUUGAAUUCCACACACAAUUUAGUUUAUUCGUGUUUUAAUUUUUGUUUUUUGUUAUCAAGUCAUCUGGAGCUGCUAGUAAAGGUAAAGGGACCCCUGACCAUUAGGUCCAGUCGUGACCGACUCUGGGGUUGCUGCGCUCAUCUCGCUUUAUUGGCUGAGGGAGCCGGCGUACAGCUUCCGGGUCAUGUGGCCAGCUUGACUAAGCCACUUCUGGCGAACCAGAGCAGCGCACGGAAACGCCCUUUACCUUCCUGCCGGAGUGGUACCUAUUGAUCUACUUGCACUUUGAUGUGCUUUUGAACUGCUGGGUUGGCAGGAGCAGGGACUGAGCAACGGGAGCUCACCCCGUCGCGGGGAUUCGAACCGCUGACCUUCUGAUCGGCAAGUCCUAGGCUCUGUGGUUUAACCCACAGCGCCACCCACGUCCUGUGUAAAAAACCCAAUGCUAACUGCUCACUACAUCUCCUCCUCUGAGGCAUCACUACAAAUAUGGUUUUGCCAUAGGCCUCUCCAUCGUUUAACUGUUUCUCCCUCACCAUGAAUCAAUUAGGGACCCAUGUCAUUAUCUUCUCCACUCCAAGGCAUAAUUGCCAAAUAUAUGCCCAACUGCUGGUUGCCUCCUCCAUUGCUCUUUGGAAGGGAAUACUCUUUUCUGCAGAUGUUCUUGAAUGAAUAAAUGCCAGUUCAAUUUCAGCCGCAUGCUCCUCAGUUGCCAACUUUAAUCUAUGUAAAAAAUGUGUCAACUGUGAAGAUACGCAUGUCAUUUCAUUCCACAAUGAUUAAAACAGGAUUUCCCCCCCUCCCCAAAAUGUUUUUGGUUUAUAUAGGGAGAAAUUUUGGAAAAUUGGAAACAAGGAAAGAGAUGGUGAAUAUGGAUCUUGUUUUUCCCCUGCCGGAAAGAGUUGUGGCAGCCAACAGCCUUUGAUAUAUUGUGCACGUCCUGGUUCACGGAUGUGGGAGGUGAACUUUGAAGGGGAGGUGCUAAGUACACAUCAAUUCAAACAGCUCUUGUCAUCACCGCCUCUGCCUGUUGUGACUCUAAGGUAUUGGUCAUAGCAAUAUAAUCUUUACGUGUUUGUGUUCAUCUUGAUUGUGGUUUUCCUAUGGUGGGGGAACAGUGCUGUAAUGUUUUUGACUGAGGUCAUGGGGUGGGUGAAGGUAACUUUGGCUGAUGUCAAUCAAGAGUUUUCUUAGGUUUCUGCCCUGCUUUCCAUUGAGUGUGGUGUGGUGCUUGUGGUGCAGAGAUACACAGCAGAUGUUGGUGGAGUGUAAGAUUUGAAUUAGGGCUUAGGGAGCCCAAAAUCUCAGCACAUAUGAAAGCCUAGAGCCUUGGGCUCAAUUCACAUGUUUUGCAGAGCUGCCACUUUGUGGGUACCCGUCCCCACAUUUAUGGAAGUGGUGCAUGUAGCCUGGGCCAAUUUUAACAAUGCAGUCAUCUUUUUGAACAAAUUGCUAACUUCACAGAUAUGUACCGGGUUCCUGAAAGCAACCCAGCUGUAAAGACACUGUUUGUGGUGGAUUUAUAUGUUGCUUAAUAUAACACCAAGCUUUUCAGAUGAUUACAUCUGAUUUUUGUGGGGUUCGCCAGUCCUUAAGAGAGGUUGCCAGGGAAUCACCUUCCACUGAGCUAGCUCUUCUUUGAACAUUUUUCUGGAUCCAACCUGAUAAUUUAUUAAUUGGGAACAAAUAUAUAUAUUGGUGGUGGUUUUUUUUUAAUGCAAUAGAAGAAAUAAAGUUCAGGGAAAUAUAUCUUCUCUAAACCAAACAAAUAUAAAAGGGUUCAACAACAAAAAAGAACAGCCAUACAUAACUGAGCAAUGCCAAAUAAUUCAGAAUGAUACUUCAGUUCUUGAAACAAAAAUUUAAAUAGUGCUUGAUCCAACAAUAAAAACCGAAUAAACCUAAUUGAUUAAACUUUACUUCUUUUUAAAGGGAUGAUCUGGAGUAUAAAGUUUCAGCCUGUUCCCCUCAGUCUUUGGCUUUUCCUAGGCUGCUUUAUUUGAGGUAAAUAUGAAGCCAUUUCUUCUUGUAGCCCUGCAGCUAAAACAAUUCAGAUCAGCUAAAAAAUUUAGUUGACAAAUGGUACAUUUAGGUUAAGUGAUCUCUUUCAGCUUUCUGUUAUUGCAUUUAUAUCUCACCGGCCUUCCAUGUUGCUCAGGAUAGAAACAUGUAUUUUGUCCCUGCACUAACCUUGUGUGGUAGGUUACGCUGAGUGAGACCACAUUCACACCAUACAUUUAAAGCACUUUGAUAUGAUAUUGUUGUUGUUGUUUAGUCGUUUAGUCGUGUCCGACUCUUCGUGACCCCAUGGACCAGAGCACACCAGGCACUCCUGUCUUCCACUGCCGCCCGCAGUUUGGUCAAACUCAUGCUGGUAGCUUCGAGAACACUAUCCAACCAUCUCGUCCUCUGUUGUCCCCUUCUCCUUGUGCCCUCCAUCUUUCCUAACAUCAGGGUCUUUUCCAGGGAGUCUUCUCUUCUCAUGAGGUGGCCAAAGUAUUGGAGUCUCAGCUCACGAUCUGUCCUUCCAGUGAGCACUCAGGGCUGAUUUCCUUCAGAAUGGAUACGUUUGAUCUUCUUGCAGUCCAUGGGACUCUCAAGAGUCUCCUCCAGCACCAUAAUUCAAAAGCAUCAUUCUUCGGCGUUCAGCCUUCUUUAUGGUCCAGCUCUCACUUCCAUACAUCACUACUGAGAAAACCAUAGCUUUUACUAUACGGACCUUUGUUGGCAGGGUGAUGUCUCUACUUUUUAAGAUGCUGUCUAGGCACUUUGAUAUAGUCAUGGCUUUCUCCAAAGAAUUUUGGGAGCUGGAGUUUGUUAAGGAUGCUGAGAGUUGUUAGGAGAAUGCUUUCCACCUUACAGAGCUACAAUUCCCAGAGUUUCCUGUGAAGAGGGAUUGAUUGUUAAACCACUUUAGGAAUGGCUGCUCUAGAAGGGGAAAAGGGGUCUCCAAACACCUUUCUGCACUCUCAGCUACCAUAAUUCUUUGGGGGAGCCCAUUACUGAUUAAAGGGGUUUCAUAGGGCAUUAAAUGUACCGUAUGUUGUGAAUGCUGCAUCAUGGAAGGUGUUAGAAUGUUGUCAUUCAAACUUUCAAUUUUGUGUGUGUUGUGAUCACAACAAAUUCUGGAUACCCACAUCUUUUUUCUUUACAGUGAGCACUGUGUAAUGACAUGGACAGAAAGAGGCAUUUAUAUUUUCAUUCCACAAAAUGUUCAAGUUUUGCUCUGGAGCGAAGUGAAAGGUAAAUUACAUUAUUUAUAGUGAACUUGGAUCUCUUUUAUGUGCUCUUGAAACUGUACAUACAUCAGAAUAAAGUUCACUCUGCCUUUGCGAGAAGUGAGGUUGGUACCUGUUUUGCCAUGAAUUGGAAGCUGGUGCACGCAGUGUACAGUGAGGGGAAAUGUGUUGCAUCAGGCAAAAUGGGUAAUGCUAACAAGACUUUUCUACAUGAGCAUGUACUUUAUUUCUUAAUAGCCGCAAGUGCUUGAAACAGUCCCCUGUUUUAGAUAUGGAAUGGCAUAAAGACUGAUAGGGAAGUCAGGCUUGCAUUUCUUACAAGCACUGGGACAGGCAAAUUGCACUUGUUUGUGGUGGUGAUUAUUAGCUGUGCCUGAAGAAGAAAGCAUUCUCCUAUCUAGUUUUCAUAUGUUUAUAAACAUGAACAUCUUGAAAGGUGCAAUCAGACUAUUUUAGUUAAUAUGAAGUAUAGUAUUAAACAUUGGGGAGCUCUGUACUGACUCUUGUAAUCUUCUGUUUUGCCUAGAUAUUCAUGAUAUUGCAGUAUAUAAAAAUGAGCUCUUCUGUUUGCACACCAGUGGAAAAGUCUCUCACCUUUCCCUUCUACCCGUGGAAAAAUGUAUAGAACGUUUACUUAGAAGAAGCUUUUGGACGCUUGCAGCCAGGGUCUGCUGCCUCUUCCAGAAUUCUAUUGUCUUAUGUCGGGUAAUCAAAGCUUAAUAUAUCAUUUUUAAAAAAUGUCUUUUUAAAAGCAGUUCUGACAAAUAGUAAGUCAUGUGAUGCAAAUAAAAGAUAAUCUAUUACCUUAGGAUCCAGGCCAACGUGGCAAUCAAGGAACUUCAGGGAAGGAAAGUUUUUUACACCUUGCUUCUCUCCCCCCACCCCUGCAGCAGUACCCCAAUGCUUUGAGGGUUUUGUGCUUUUUUUUUUUUACAGUCAAGCGGCGUAUAAAGUUAUGAAAUAAAUAAUAUAGUAGAUUUUAACCUGUUUAAUAAAACUUUAUGCAUUAUUAGGCAAGAAAAGCUCUUCCCAUAGAUAAGCUGGAACAUUUGAAAUCUCAGUUGGAUCUUUCAACACAAAGUGAUAUCAUUACUCACCUUGAAGAACUGAUCUCAAAGCUGGAGCCUUUAGAUUCUGCAUGCAGCAGCAGGAGGAGCAGUAUUUCUUCACAUGUAAGUGUAUUCAUAUAAAUCCAUAUUAUAGCUAUAUUUUCAUUCCCUUAAAAUUAUAUUUUAUCAGUGCCUCAUUAUAGUUAGCUUUUUAAAAAAAAAGUGGGUACAUUUCAUGCAUUUGAUAUUUAUAAUAGGAGCUAUAGUUUGGGCUGUAUUUCCUGUUCCAAGAUGCAUCUGUUGUUAUAGCAGAUUUGAAGUCACAAUGCUAAGGUAUGGAGAGAGCUUUCAUAAUACAAUAAAUAUGCAUAUAAUCAAAAUAGUCUAGGAAUAAAUGUAAUCUUGCUUGGAGGCUUUUCCUAUCUGCAAAACCAGUUUUGCCUUUUAAAAAAUAGGUAGGCAACACAAAUGUUACAUUUACACGUAUUAUAUUUUGUAUGAACACAUAUCACAUAUGCAUUACAGUGGUAGCUCGGGUUACAUACGCUUCAGGUUACAGACUCCGCUAACCCAGAAAUAGUGCUUCAGGUUAAGAACUUUGCUUCAGGAUGAGAACAGAAAUCGUGCUCCGGCAGCGCGGCAGCAGCAGGAGGCCCCAUUAGCUAAAGUGGUGCUUCAGGUUAAGAACAGUUUCAGGUUAAGUACGGACCUCCGGAAUGAAUUAAGUACUUAACUCGAGGUACCACUGUAUAUUUGAGUAAUGUUGCUUGGGCUUCUUCGUUUUAUUAGUUGCAUGUUUCCCAGUGUUUUAUUUUUAUUGUAUCGUUGGUGUUUUGUGGGUUGUAUCUAAUGGUGUCACUCACCUGACAGUAAGACUUUUGUCAGUGGAAGGAAGUAGUUUUUAGCCACUGAAUCACUCACACACCCCUAAAUCUGCUUCAGAGGCUUGCGAAAUCCUUUAGAGCAGAUUUUAGUAGGUGCAGACGCCUAUAGGGGGAAAAGCUGAAUCACUCCAAAUCAUUCCCCUCCCUGUUCUGCUAAUGGAAACCUUACUGCCAGCUGAACACCUUUUGGAUACAACCCUUUGUAUUGUUUAUUGCAUCUUAGUUCCAUUGUUCUGUUAUGUUGAUAAGCUGCCCUUAGAGCAUUUAGUCUCAAAGGAGGUAUGAAACUAUUUUAAAUAAAUAAAUUGGAGUAUUAUAAUAUCGAUGAACUCUAGAAAUAGCAAGGACACGUUCCUGCUCUGACUUCAUAUGCAUUAGGAGAGUUAAAUGUGUGCUCUUCUGUACUAAAAUCAGUGGCUUGUCUUUUGGCUGGAUCAAGUUUAUAAAGGCAGACUUUAAAAGCUUACAUUAUGAUUUCUCAACAGGAAAGUUUCAGCGUAUUAGAUUCUGGCAUUUAUCGUGUUAUUAGCCGAAGAGGCAGCCAAUCUGAUGAGGAUUCUUGCUCCUUACAUAGCCAAACUCUAUCAGAAGAUGAAAGAUUGAGAGAAUUUCACACACACCAGGAAGAAGAGCACCAGGAAUUUGGUAAUACAAACAUUUAUUAAAUACUCAUGUGUGUGUAUCCUGUAAAUAGAUGGGGAUUUGCUGCUGGCUCUGAAAACAAGGUUGUUGCUAAUUCCAGCUGUUUGGUGGCAUUCUUAGGGACUUCUACACUCCCCUACAAAUUAUCAUUUAACUUGUUUAUGUAGCGACAGUUUUGAAUGCUGGUGUCAUGUUUUCCUCCAAAGUAAUUUGUUAAAAUUAAAAGGUUGUACCUCAUCAUGUAAGUAACAGGUGAUGUAAUUCUUAGGUGGAAGUUUGAUAGUUUGUGUGAGAGAGACAUCACUGCUUCAUGUCACCUACUCUUGAUGUUGCUGCCCUGUCAUGUAAAUGAAGGUUGCUAUCCUGUUCGAUUCAUAAAAGUUGAUCCAUAAAUUCACUCAAGUAGAAAAUCAUAAUCACCUCUGCUGCUUUCAUGGCGCUCCUUUAAGAUUUUGUGUUCAGAAACCUGUUAGCUUCUUCUGCUACAGUCAAGCCAUUGUGAAACUGUAAGCAUCUGAGUUCUGUAUCUCAGAAUGACACCAGCUUUGAGCUGACAAGGUGAUUCAGUGUUUUAUAGGAACUAAGCAAUUCUGUGUGUAAUGGUGAGGAUUCAAAACUUGGAGCUGUUUCACUUUUAUGGCUAAAAUUGUAUUCCUUCUGUAAAAUGGAAGGAGGUUCACUGGACCUCAGGAGGAUAGUUUAGUCUUGUACAUGAAAAGUAAUGUUUUGAGUCAUUACCACAUUAUCAAUGGUUGGUAAGAGAGCUUUGUUUAUUAUAUGCGGUGUUUUAAGGGAGAAAUGUCCUGGUGAUAAAUACUCCAUUCUUUCAGUGAACAUUCCCCUAGAACAGGGGUCUGCAACCUGCGGCUCCGGAGCCGCAUGUGGCUCUUUUACAGCUUUGCUCCGGGGCGGAUACUAGCGAGGGGAGGAGGCGCAUUGUGCGCCCCGACACUCCCCACUGUGACAGGCGCUGUACUGGCUGUGACGUCGCAUGGGCGUGGUGCGUGCGUUAGUCACGCACCAUCCCGACGUCACCUUCCUGCCCGCUGUCAGAUCGCGGCUCCGGAGAUAUAUUUGUUUUAAAUGUCGCAAUGGUUUUGCGGCUCCCAGUUUUUUUUCUUCGGAAACGGGUCCAAGUGGCUCUUUUUCGCUUAAAGGUUGCAGACCCCUGCCCUAGAACAACAGUAGUUUGAAUAUAGAUAACAGGAAUAUGGGGGGUUUACCAAAUUUGCUGGUAACGUCAAGUUGUAGAUUUUGCAUGUUUUGGAUUAAGGCUAUAUAUGUACGCUUUGCUUGGUGCUGUUUCCUGAUAGCGUUUGUAAUGAAUAGUCCCUUCUGUUCUUUGAAGGGAUUCCUUUGUUCUCACUCAUAUACAAAAUUAAGAUUUUUAAACUGCUGUAGUUUUCUCUUGGGCAAAAUAUAGUCCCUUUUAAAUCUUAGCUUUGGGCUUGAAUAAACUGCAUGCUUGAGGGUUUAUUUGCAAGAAUGCUUCUAAUUCCAUAAAUUAAGAUGAAGAAGGAAUUUAGACAUUCAGGUUUCUUGAAACAGUGGUAAUAGCAGCAAGGUACUUGCUUUUCUUGUGUGUUCCCCAUGCUCUUUAUUCUGUAAACCCCUUGCUCUUGCCUUUGGAGGUUUUACACUGUAAGCUUCAUUUGCCGCUUGUCACUUUGCUUAAUACAUUGUGGAAAUGAUCUGUUGCUCACUCUAAAAUAUCAGUGAUAUUUGGUGAAAACUGCAUCUCUAAAUUAAGUGUUGCAUAAUCGAUUCCAGGAGACACAUAGAUAUAGGUGUGUGUGUUAUACACACCACACACACAAACAUUUGAAAAGUCCUCAGGUUCUGUAGAUUCUAAAUUGCUGCCCGAACCUCAAAUGCAUUUUAGCAGUGUGUUUUAGGACUCCUAUUUCAAGCUGCAUUUUACUACAGAUGCUUUGAAACUAGGCCCAAAGUUAUCUGACAAAUCAAGGAGCUUUCCUAAAAAAGUAAAACUGCUAGAUCACCUAAAUGCUGGUGGUUCAGAUUGUGUUCUUAAUUCCCAUAUGAUUUGGCAAAAGGUGGUAAUUGUGGCUGAAUGGCUUUUGGCAUUGAUACCUACUUGAAGGAGGUGAAAAAAAUCUGUUGUGAAGCACAGCAUCUGAUCAGUCCUAAGCAUAUGUUGUCAAAUCACUCCAUUUUAUGACUUUUAAAUUUUAAUUUUGUUUGUUAGACACUGUAUCUCAUGCUUCUGUGAUGGUCGACACUGAUCGGAAUGAGACUUUUCUUCCAUUCAGUAUUCCAUUGUCAUUCCGUUCCCCAUCUCCCCUCGUCUCUCUUCAAGCUGUCAAGGACAGGUAAAAUCACAUGUGAAUUCCUCACCCAUUACAUACUUUUUGUUUUGUCCAAUCAUUAAACAUUACUUGUAACUCAUGCCACAUUUUUCCAUGCUAGCCUUUGACUCCAUGAAACUAGGUAGCUGAAAAUGGGCUGGGGUUAAAAGUCUUUUCUUAAUCAUUAAAGGGCAUAAGAGUGUGGUGGGAAAGCUUACCUUAUCCUGGGUGGCUCAUGAAUCUUCAGCUGUUUACCACUAAUUUUAACAUGUGGGUCAUGCUUCUGCAACUGUGAAUGCUUUUCAUUAUCCUUCUUAACCUAGCUCUCCAUUACAAGUAUAACACUAUAUCAUCCCAAGUGGUGCCAGUUUAGAAUGCUUUGAGUGCUUAAAGGCAGCUGUAGGGUAUACAGAGCUAUCUAGUAAGGAUCCAGUGACUGACCCAUUGGUCAAUAAUAUCCUAAAUGGUGAGUUUUAAAACCAAUAGGAGCAUACAAUUAGCAUUAAAGUCAAAUAAGUCCUUUCAUGAUUGGAACCAGAUGCAGGGCACAAUCGAGGAGUUCUCAGACCAUGGAUUCAGGAUCGGGACAGGAGAUUUGAAAAGGGAUCGAUGCCAUUCGUGUAUAUAUAUAAGAAAGAUAUAGUUGAAGGAUCCCACCUCUGUAGGUUCCCAGCACUUACUGCUGUUUCAAACCUCAUAUCUGAUUAACUUUGAGGUCCUCAAGUUAUCAGGAUGUGUCCUGCUUGGAGGACUCUGCAGAAGACUCUUCUAAUUAUGAAUUUCAGCACAAGACAGAGAAAGCAUUACUGUGUAAGGCCAAUGGAGCCAUACUUACUUUCAGGUGAUAUGUGGAUGUCUCUUCAUUCCUGCAUUGAAAAAUUGGCCCUAGAACGGUCAAAUAAAAUACUGAAAUUUAAAAUAUGUUUUUAGUCCUUUCUAUUGAAUUGGCAAUGAAGAAAAAACCAAAAUGGCAAAGUAAAUGAAUAUGUCUUAAGGGGGGAAAGCAGAUUGCUUGCCUUUGGGCCAUAUAGUGAUGCUGCAUUUUAACAUUUUAGAGGCUGGAAACCACCACAACGGAAUUGAUAAUGACUAUUCUGAGGGUUGCUGUAAGACAGCCUUCCCCAUGACUUUGAUGGGAGUUAUACUCUAAAAUAACAGGAGGGCACCAGGUUGGUGAAUACUGUUUUAACACCACCUCACUCUCCAUCUUCCACUUGCACGAGAAGAGAGUGCCUGAAAAGGGCUAUAGUAUGAGAUGCGAAUUCUAACCUUCUUGACAUGAUGAGCUCAGACAAUUCAGUAUAAUGCACCCACAAUACUCAUAACUGUUGUUCGGGUUGAAAGUGGCUACAAAGGAUAAUGGAACAAAGAAAUAGUGGCUGUUAUAUUUUCCCUUUUGAAAAUAUAAAAGCCAGCAGCCAUCCGUAUCUAAUUAACUUCUUGCUUUACAGUUUUCAAAGGAGGAAUGGCCAUAUAGUUUUGGUAGUCCUUGGUAUAACCUAAAACAUAAUUUGCACCCAGCACAAUCCUCCAGUUAGAUUAACACAGUGUGUUCAGCAUGGCAUUUGCAGACUUUGCAGACUUUGGGGUUUUUCAUAAUGCCCAGAUGUUUCCUCUCUCCCACUUCCUUUUUUUCAAAAAAUUGGUCAACACUGAGCCUGAUGAAGAAUUCUGUACACUUGAAAGCUUUGUGAUAUUGCUUUGUGAUCAUAAUAAAGGUGUUGCUCUACUGCUAUUCCUAUUUUCUAAUGAUUGAACAUCUGUAUCCACCAGCAAUUUUUGCAUACAUGGGAGAAAACAAAUGCUAUAGUGUUGAUUACUCUCUUCUAUUUAAAAGAAACAAUUCUACAAUCUAACAUGCUAAAAAUUGUAUGAACAUUAUAGAAACAAUGCAUCUAAUCUUGGCUACACCAGCUCCCUGAUUUCACUUACCUUUGUUCAUUUAGACAUAGCCUAAGGCCCCAAAGGGAUGGAGGUGGUGCCGUGGGUUAAACCACAGAGCCUAGGACUUGCCGAUCAGAAGGUCGGCGGUUCGAAUCCCUGCGACGGGGUGAGCUCCCGUUGCUGGGUCCCUGCUUCUGCCAAUCUAGCAGUUCGAAAGCACGUCAAAGUGCAAGUAGAUAAAGAGGUACUGCUCCGGCGGGAAGGUAAACGGCGUUUCCGUGCGCUGCUCUGGUUCGCCAGAAGUGGCUUAGUCAUGCUGGCCACAUGACCCGGAAGCUUUACGCUGGCUCCCUCGGCCAAUAAAGCGAGAUGAGUGCCGCAACCCCAGAGUCGGUCACGACUGGACCUAAGGGUCAGGGGUCCCUUUACCUUUACCUUUAAAGCCCCAAAACAUGAAACAAAUAAAACUGGAAUGAAUGGUGUUCUUUCAGGUAUUAUGUUCAAUCUAGGAGUGCUGUUGCAUCAACAGUGUUAAGUGGGUAGAGCAUCAGAGAAGCAAGGAUUUGUAUUUGAAUUUUCCACUUUUUAGGUUCAACGUUUCCCUAAACCCAUAGCUUAAUCCCAGCAAUCGGCUAAUGUGGGGUACUAGUCCUUUUAGCCAUACUUUCUUUAAGCUUGCUUUAACAAUCCUAGAUCAACAUCGUUUAAUGUUCUAAAAUCUCUGCUUAUGCUGACCAAAAUAAUUUUGACUUGUACGCAAAGAGCAGCAACAUAUAUCAUCCAUCUUCUUGAUCUGCUUUAUAUAUCUGAAGAAGACCUGUGCAAGCUCUUGCUAUGAUAAAUUCUGAGGUGCCACACAACUGCCUUAAUCUAUGGCUUUUUCCUUUUUGGUGCUCAUACAAUGUUUACACUUAACUUACAGUGUUUCUAGCUUUGUACGUAAGACCACAGAAAAGAUUGGUACUCUUCAUGGGAGUCCUGAUAGAAUCAGACAGGACGUUAAAGAUGAAGAACAGCUUCCAGAAAUGACUGCUAGACUAGCCCAACCUCAAGAGGAAGGAGAAGAAGACGAAGAGUGAGUAAAAGCUCCUUUACCCUGUGCAGCAACCUUUUCCUUUCGACAGGGUGAUGAGGCAGGAAGAACAACUGCAUUAUUGGUUGACUCUUUAACUUGUCAUCAUGCAAAUGCAUUUCCGAAUCACCCAUUUCUAGUAACACACUGCAAUACUACCAAAAAGCAACCUUUGGCUAUUGGAAGUGGCACUGGAAUCCAGCCAUGCAUUUGACUUUGUGACAUGGGAAUACCAAGCUUACUAAGAAAGAUGUGGUUGGGGUAGGGUUUGGUAACAGAAAUAUAGUAAUAAACCCAUGCCCAGAAACACGCAUGGGAAUACAUGGUCAUCGUUUUUAGAUGAUGACAACAUAAUUCUGUAUUUGUAGUGCUGAAAAAUAUGUGAGCAGAGCCACCAAAGUGAAAAGAAAACGGAAAGGCUUUGGUGCUUUUAUACUGACCUGUCUUCUAGGUGGUAUAGAGUUUUACUGAAACAAACUUAGGAGUAAGACAGGGAAAUGUUUUUCAUUCCUCCCACUGGCUAUUAAAAUUAACUUUUUCUUUCAAGGCUUGAGCUGCAGAGCCAGCCUCAUGAAGAGGACCCCCUUAAAGACCUCGGGGCAGCAACUAUGGAGACCCUGUAAGUAAGGCAUCAAGUGUUCUGAGGAUGCAAUAUGCAGAGCAGGGAGAAGAGAACCUUGAGCUCUUUAUCGAGCAGGGGCAGGAUCGAAAUAUAUUAAAAACAUUAGUAGAAUAUUUUGUGUAAUUUAUAUUUUUAUUUAUAAAAAAGAUUUAUAUACCGCUGUAUUGUAAAGAUAUAUCACAGUAGUAUACAACAAUACAAAAACCAUAAAACCAAACAGGCAAAUAAUUAAAAAGUUAAAAACAAGUUAAAAGCAAAAAGAGGUGAAAAUCAAACACCAGUAUAUUCCUGAUCCUUAAUUUCCCCAUCCUUGAUGGUUGCCCACCUCUCAUUCUCAUGAUGCUGCCAUGAUGUCAGGUGGCUUAACUUCAAAAGAAAGUAUCAGGAGGACACUCGCAGGGGUGGUUUGGAUUCAUGCGGUGGCUGAAAAUGAAGAUGGAUCUGUUCCCCUUGGAAGCUUUGGCUGAAAUUUCCAGAGUAGAGCCAAUCUGGUUGUAAGUCUCUUUGGGUUGCCUUGGGCAAGAUCAAGUGACCAACAAAUUUACUAAAGCACCAUCACCAUCCCAGGGGGCUUAGUACCCAGUUUGAAAGGUCCUCCUUGCAGAGUGUACUCUUAAUACUCCUGAUUGUUCCUUUGCAGCCAUGCCUUUCUCUGCUACACAUGUGAUGUUGGGUGUGAUGCAGGUGGGCAUUGUUGGGGGUAGGGGAAGCCUCACAGCCUAAAUUAACAUACCUGCUGGGCCUAAUUUAGCCUAUGAGCUACAGAUUCCCCAUGCCUGUUCUACGCAGAUGAAAGUUGACUGUUAUUAAAACUGUGCGUGAGGUAAUGCUAUGUUAAUAUUUCUCCAUACACUGUAAUACUAGUUCUUAGAAAAGUAGCUUACUGUUACAUUUAGGAUUUAUCUGGAAGUUUAGGAGCCAUGGUUAUUAACUCUGGAACAUCAAAGCUGGCUAAGAUGGGGCUAUGAAAGUCCACACAAACCUUCCAUUCUCCAAAAUGACUCAUUGUGUUGCUUUUGCACAUAUGCGGAACAAAUUUUCCAUGUAGCUGUAUUGUAGGAAAGGUGGACUGAACUGUGCACAAAAUAUUAAUUGUGGGUUGCAAUCCUAAAAAUGCAUAUAAGAGAUUCUUUAUGAGAACUACAAUGUUGGCAGUAUAAUUUGCUUUCUUUUUCUUGUGGGUAUAAAAUCAAAUUGUAAGUUUGCAUAUUUCCUUUUUGCAGAACCAGACUUCAGGAUCCACUAGUUUUGUUACAGCCACAGUACUUGAGAGCAGUUUUGCUAAACUGGAUUCCAUUUCUGGAAAAAACAUUUAGAUUCGAGGCACCUGCUGUUUUGGAUGAGAGCUCAUCUAAGAUAGACAAUGAGAUGCCUUUGCAGCCUGAAGACCAGCAAGUUUUCAAAGAAAAUGUGGAAAUGCCUCAACAUGAUGAAUGUGCAGAUAUGGAACAGUUGCCUGUCUUGAGAACAAACUAUGAAAAUGAUGAUGUAAAUAAAGAACAAGAUGAUGCCUGGGAAGAAAAUACCAAGCCAAAUAGUAGCAGUCAUAUUGAUAAAAUACUGAGCAAACAUCCGAAGUCGGAAACCACAUUUAACCAUUCUUUUCAGAUUCAUUCCCCAUGUUUCAUACCAGAGAAUAUUCAGAAAGAUCUGGUAGAGCUGGCAACUUUAUGUUUUGAGUUAAAUGUAUAUGAAUAUUCACAAAGUAAUGGUGAACAGUGUGUGCAGCCAGAAGAUUCAGAUGCCUUGGCUUGUAGAUUCAUAAAAGACUACUUUUUUCUUCUGGAUCUGGAAAGGCUGAAGCAAUGUAUUAUAACCUGUCAUAGCAAUCAUCCUAGAGUUUGGGAAACCUAUGUGGAAGGAUUAAAAGGUAAGCAUGGCCAUCAGUCAUGGAUGCUUUAGCUGAGAUCCCUGCAUUGCAGGGGGUUGGACUAGAUGUCCCUUGGGGUCCCUUCCCACCCUACAGUUCUACGAUUCUCAAGUUGUAUGAAUUCACAGUGCAGUUCUAUACACACCUAACUUGAAGUAAGUCGUAUUGAACUCAUUGGGGCUGAUUCCAGGCAGAUCUAUGUAAGAUUGAACUGUCGGAGGAUCUUGUGUCUGUCAUUGUGUUGAAGCUUUAUAUAGAAUUUGUUCAAAACGAAAUUUGUUGAAAAUACUUGCAAGCUGAAAUAUGGGGCAUGCUGUCUGGGGUUUUCCAUGGCAAUUAGCCAUGAUGGCUAUGCUCUGCCUCCACAGUUGGAAUUACAGUUGGAGGCAGUAGUGCUUCUGAAAAGUAGUUGCUGGAAGCACAGAAGGGGAGAGUGCUCUUGCGCUCAAAUCCCACAGGCAUCUGGCUGGCCACUGUGAGAGCAGGAUGCUGGACUAGGUGGACCAUUGGCAUCAUACAGUGGGCUUUUUAUAUGUUUACUCCUAAUUAACAUUAAUGCAGUUGAAAGCUUUAUCUAACUCCCAUUCAUAAAAGUAAAAUCCAAUUAAAAUAUAUCCUGAAUUACAUUGUCUGAUUUUUUUCCUUGUUACCGUUUAUCUCUUAAGUGUUUCCCCCCUCCCCAAUUCAAUGUUUAUGUGAAAAUUAGCACGUUUCCUGUUCUUAAUGUUACUUUUCAAUAUAGUUGUUGUUACAUGUAAAAUUAUUGGUUUCAGAACUGACUCGGACUAGUCCAGUCACUAUGGCCCUGGAGAAUGGAGAUAUGUUUAGAAUACUGAAAUUGCUAGUGGAUCUGGGUCCCUGGGAUGCUCCUGUGUUGCUAGCACAUGUCCUAAGGUAUUCACCAUUUGACUUAAUUGGACUACAUCUUAUUUAAUACUAGGCUUGCGUAUGUAGUCACUCUUCAGAUCAGUCUUCUUGCAUUUUUACUAAUGGGAGGCGGUUUCAUACUUGCAUUUUCUCGGGCUGGCCCAUAAUAUUUCAUUACCUGAGGUGAAGGUAAUUACCCUUUCCCAUUAUAUGUAGAGAAGCUGACUUAAUUCAGCACUGAUGAUGUGACUGUCCUUCACAACACCUGAGGCAGUAUGGUGGGAAAAACAUGUCUUAUAGCAGCCAUAGCUCUGUAGUGUCCAGCAGAGAGGAAGGGUCAGAAGCCUUUUGAGGAACAGCCCUGGAGCUGAUGGUGCUGCUCCCAACAUCUGCUCACUUUGCUCAGUGCAGGUGUGGGGAACCUCCCCCCCCCCAUGUUGUUGAACUACAACUCCCAUCAAUUCCAGUAAUCGUGGUCAGCAGCCAGGAAUAGUGGGAGUUGUAGUUCAGCAACAGCCAGAGGUCCAAAGGUUUCCCACGUUUGGCGUAAUGUUAAGACUGACCCUUGUUUCCACAAUCUAGUUUCAGGCAAGCUGCACUAGUAUUGUGAUAAACCUUGCAGUUAUACAGGGUGAGUCCUUUAAAAGAGGCCCUGUGGAUACAGAGUACACAUGUUCUAUGGGGCCUCUUUUAAAAGUCUCGCCCUGUAUUUGCAGUGUUAGCUAUGUUUAAAUGUGUGGAUCAAUACCAUGCUAGUAAAUAAUAAUUCUGAGAAUUGUUUUCUUAAAUAAGUGUGACUUUUGUGUCGUCUCUUGUUCUCAUACAGGCUUUAUGAAAAAUUUGGAGAAACUUCGCUAAGGCCCCUGAUCAAGUUUUGUCCCUCUAUUUUGCCUUCAGAUAUCAAGCAAAUUUGUAAAAGCAAUCCUCAGCAUUUCCUGGCAUAUUUAGACAGUCUAAUCAAAUCAAGGGCUGAAGAUGAACGGUAUAUAUUGUACUCUCUUACUCUGUGGAACAAAAGUUAAGGAAUGGGAUGCAUGGAAGUAAUAAUUAGGGUAGCGGUGAAAGGUGGACUCUCAUUAGAAGAUUUUAAACAGUGGUCAUAUGUCAGGGAUUCUUUAAUUUCUGCAUCGUGGGAGGUUGGACUAGAUGACCCUUGUGGUUCCUUCCAAUUCCACAAUUUUAUGAUUCUAAAAUAUUUGUUGCUUCUUAAUGACAUUAGGUCUCUGAGAAGGGAAAUAAUAUCUUGAGUGGGUAGUAACUUAGCAAAAAAGCCCUGCAUACAUCAAAUUUAUGACAUGGUUAUUUGAGAAAUUUUUAAUACAGUAUGGUUGUAUACAAUAAGGCAUUAAACAUUUCUUUUGGCUCUUUAGAAUUGGAUGAUAAUUUCUUUUUAAAAGGCAGCACUACUUAAAUGACAUUCAAGUAUGCCAUAUUGUGAAACUAGUCCUAGUUGCUUGUAUGUUGUAAAUCCUUUUUAUUGCCAGAAUGCACAUAUAAUUAGCGGAGAACAAUCUCUUUCUAGGCUGUCCUUCCUGGGAUCUCUUCUUCAUCCUGAGUCAUUACGAUUAGAUUGGUUAUCUUUGGCAGUUUCUCAAGAUGCCCCACAUACAGCAAGUACAAUGGAUGCCCAAGGAAAUCCACGGUAUGAAUAGCGUUUGACUCAAGCUUGCUGUUCGUCCACACUUCAUAAUUGUAUUCACAUUCCUAAAGGCAUUAUCUUUUGACAGUCACAAGGACAGUCACAAGAUCACCCAGCAGUCUUUUAGCUUCAGGAGAGAGAACUGAGACAGAAUGCAUGAUAUAUAAUUGAUUUGGAUAACCUUGCUCUGUGUGGGGGUGGGGAAUUCUAUUAUACGAUACAUCUUUACUUAGGACAUGGAAGGGAUGGGAAACCCUUGGCCCUCUAUAUGUUGUUGGACUCCAACUCGUAUUAGUCCCAGACAGCAUGGCCAGUGAUCAAGGAUUAUGUUAUUAGUUGUUUAUUAAAUUUAAGUUCUGUCCUUCCAGAGAAGCCCAGGGUGAUAAGCGCACAGCUAAAAAACGUAAUUCCAGUACAAAUGAAGAUUGGUAAAGAUCUCUACUUAAAAGGUACAGUCGUACCUUGGAUCUCGAACGCCUUGGCUCCCAAACAAAUUGGCUCCUGAACGAUCGAAAGCCGAAAGCAAGUGUUCCGGUUUUCGAAUGUUCUUUUGGAAGCUGAACGUCUGACGGGGCUUCCGUGGCUUCUGAUUGGCUGCAGGAAGCUCCUGCAGCCAAUCAGAAGCCGCGCGUUGGUUUCCGAAUGUUUUGGAAGUCGAACGGACUUCCGGAAUGGAUUCUGUUCAACUUCCAAGGUACGACUGUAUAUUUAACAGUGGGGAAUUUGUUGGGAGUAGUCCAACCUCAUGUUCCCCUCCUUAAUUUAAAGCAGCAUGCAUGAAUCUCCCCUUAAUAUUGGCAGUGUUUUGAUUCAAAUUGAAACAAACUUGUGUUAUCUAUCAUUUUUUAAAAAGUCUUAUGUAAUUUCCCUAACUUUUUUUUUUUUGCUUUUGCUUUAAUACUUUCAGGCCACGUUCACAUUUAUUUACUUGGGGCUAUAACCAACUGAUCUUACUAUUGCUUAAACUCCCAGCUGACACUGUAAUGAAAGAGAAGAUGUCUGACAUUUGCAAAAGCUAUGGGUAAUGUAGAAGUCCUUGGUAAAAUUAAUGUCUUUGAAACUUUGUUACCUAAGAGGGCAUGUUUCUCUCCCUUGGUUUCACUUCAUUAAGUAAUAGUCUAGUCUGUUCAGCUUUAGUUAUCCAGAGUAUGUGUUAUGCACUUGCUCAAUCACACUCUUUGUGUGUGUUCACAGCCAGUGGCUUUCUGGCUGGAGUACAUAUUUAAUGUGCUUUUUGCUUUCAGGUUUGCUGCCUGCCUGCCUACCUCUCCUUCCAAAGCCUGCCAUAGCACUGAGCAGCAGUAAUAAAUAAUGAAGCUGCAACUGCGAUUCAGUUAAAACGGGCCUGGGGAACCUGUGGCCCUUCCAGUGGUCAGCCUCUGGGGGCCCCAGAUUCCCCAUCCCUGAGUUAAAGCUUACCUGCCUAUUCUCUCUUCCCCACUCCACAGCAUAAAUAUCCAUUCCUAGAAUUGCGUACAUGGGCCUGUUGGGGGUGAUGUAGUAACACGAAAGUCUUGCAUUCUGUUUUCUGCUGAAGAAGAGAACAACUGAGAAAUGGUACUGAGAAUAUACAGUCUGCAGCAGCGUUUUGCCUUUGUCAAAAUUCUUUAUAAACCCCAGCUAGAGGUUAAGUAGCUGACAACUUUGUGGAAUGAAUAAAUUUUACCCAAGAAGUACAGAAUUCUGAAAAUGUUAAUGUACUUCCAAGUUCCAUAUAAAUCUGUUGGAUUUGGGUUCUCAGCUGUGAAUUUAGGUUCCCUUCAUUUCAUUUGACCCCAGGGCUCUUGGUUGCAACUCAUGGUUAGUGAAGAGAGAGAUUAACCACAAACCCCUGUUCAGAUCAAUGACACACUAAGCCAAAUGUUGACUUGGCUUGAUGCGGCAUCAAAAAGGACCAGGCAGAAGUGAAUUUGGAUGUGAGCUCCGCUGUCUUGCUAAGUCAAGAUUUGUUAUGCUCCCAGAAACCAACUAACUAGAUUUAUUUAUUUUAAUUGAAGAGGGCCUCCCAGCUGGAUUUGAUUUCAUAACUUUUUUUAUUUAAGAUAUUGGUUAACAUGGAGGUGUAUGUGUUCUGUGUUAAGGGGGAAUUGGUGCUGUUGCUAUUAAUAGAUACUGAGAGGUGUGUAGUGGGUCAUUAUUCUCCUGAAGAUAGGCAUGGAAUAUGGAUUUAGACGUAUGCUGUUGGAGCAUCAAAAAUGACAAUAUAAUACUGCAUAUUAUGCUGUGAUCUAAACUAGUAACUCUUUGUUCAGUGAGAGGAGACAAAAGGAAGCUCAUCUUCUCAGUGAAGGUUGUAGUAUAUUGAAGUGUCAGUCAGAUUAUAAUUACUCAUAAUAAGUAUUUACUUUUGGUUUGUGAAACUCUCCGUAAUAUUGUUACAGCUUCUGGCCUGGAUAUCUUUCUCUCUGUUUGGAGCUGGAUAGAAGACCUGAAGCCCUUACCCAUAUUGUUUGUUUGGAUGAUAUGAACUUGUUGGAUAGAGAACAUGGUUUGUAAAACUUAAUUUGAUUCUUGAGUGGAAUUCCAUAUUCUCUACUUGUACUAACUAGUUUUGACAUAUUUUUAUUUAUCAAUUUUUUAAAUCAAAGUCCGUAUAAAACAGUUUAACAACAAGAACAAAAACAAGCUAUGGAAGUAAUCACCCCAAGUGCAUUUCUGGCAGGAAAAAAAUAAAAAAUAAACCACAUUGUUACCAUGCAUCCUUUUUUUCACUGCAAUUACACCUAAACGUACUGUAGAACACCAGUAUUGUGCACACAAUAAAAUGUGGCAUUUCUGCUACAUUGUUUUGCCCUCUUCUACAUUGGCAACUUGUGAAUUUUGAAAAACCUUUUAUUUAUUAUUUUUGCUUAUUUAAAUUUAAUCAGACUCUCUCUUCAAUUUGUGUUUUGUGUUCCAGUAUAAUGGAGAUAGUGUUGCUGUGACAAUUUAAUGUGCCAUUCUAUCCUGCAGCAAAUGCAGUUAAGUGUCCAUCAUUGGAAACUUCCAUCCUUCUUCCUGUCUCUUGCGUACAUGCUCUCAGUGUCACCUGCUAUCUACUCUAUUAUUCUGUCCAUGAAUCUCCCCACCCCACCCCAACCAUGGGUCCUCUAGUAUUUUGGGGUUACAAUUUCCAUCAUCCCCAGACCCAGUGGUCAAGGAUUAUGGGAGUUGCAGGCCAACAUCAUCUAGGGACCUAAGAUUGGCCUGGGCUGGCCUGCUUAAUUUAACUCACACCAUCGAGUCCUACAAAGCAAUCUGGUUUGUAUCUCUAAAUCAUUUCCUUUUGCAUUUAGGGGCAAUUCCAGAAACAAUGGAAGAAUGGAAAUUCCUUCUUUGCCUUGUGAAGAGUCAUUGCAGUAGUGUUCCUCAUCCAGCUAUGCAAAAUGGCGGUGCUGUUAGUAAUGGUGAUCCGAAUUGGCCAAAUAGUGUAACAGUUGAAAAUGUGGCUCUGCUGUUGGCCAGAGUAAUUGGUCCCGAUCGUGCCUUGCAGCUGUUGCAGGAAUGCGGCCUGAUGGUUGAAUUAUCUGAAAGAUUUGCCAAGGUCUGUGAGAUACUAAGAAUUGCUGAAAAAAGACAAAGGUAAGUCUUCUGAUAAUGGUCUAAAAUUGGUUGUGUCAAAAGGUAAUACUGUGUCAUGAUUAAGUGUUGCAUGUUCAAGUAGCUAUAAGCCUUCAGGCUUGCACACACUCCAUGUGCCAAGAUUGGAACCUUCAUACUUCAGUUAAUGGCAAACUAUAGCAUUGCAUCCAGAUGUGGUACAAGCUAUAGUUUACUGAAACCAGAAGCAAGGAUGGUUAGAAAUUCUCUUUCACAAAAUUCAUAGAAUAGCCUAUACUGGCAUGGGAUGGCCCACUUCUGUAUAAAUGAAAUGAACAGUCAGAAUAAUAGAGCCAGUGUGGUGGUGUGGUUAAGAGCGGUAGUCUCGUAAUCUGGGGAACUGGGUUCGCGUCUCUUUAAACAACCAGAAGUUGUGGUAGUAGCAACCUGCAGGGCAGACAAGCGUAAAGUUACAUUUAUGAGUUAAUAAACUUGAUGAAAUUUGCUGUGUAAAGUUAGUCCCCAAUUUCUUUAUAAUAUCUCUUUUCUCUUAUGUGUUCACUUUUGUUGCAGAGCCCUGAUUCAGUCCAUGUUGGAAAGAUGUGACCGAUUUUUGUGGUCUCAACAAGCAUAGCAAACAAAUGACGGAAAAUGAUAGUAGUAAGAAGCAUGUUCCUCUUGUGCUGUGCCAUUUUUCCAGCAAUGCUUUCCUGUCAAAGUGAAGAUGCAUUUAGUCAGAUUUGCAGAAAAAGUGAUAACGAAGCUCCUUUUUCUACUGGAUUUCCGUCAUUCAGUAAUUGAAUGCAUGUUUACCCAAUACUUCUAACGAACAAUUGUAAUGCUGCUGCUUGCUCAGCAAGAAUGCUUGUGCAUGGUAACCCCUUUGAGCUACUAGCAUUAAGUUUAGAUGUGAAAACUGGAUUCUUUAUGUAGGAAGCAGUGCUUCCCAUUCAGCAUAUAAAUUUCAAAUGACUAACUUCCAUCACAUUUCUAGCAGAUUGCCAUUUUCAGAAAGCUGCAUAUAAAUGAAUGUAAUUGCAGGGACUAAGUGUAUAAUAAUUGAGUUGAGUUAAAACACUUUUAAUAUAACUUUUGAUUCAUUGGCUGAAGUAAAAGGGUGUUAAAACAAGUAUAUAAUCUCCAAAUAUUUAUAACUAUAGCACUGUGGAAUUUUACAAGUUUUAUUCCGAAUUUGAAGUGAUAAUCAACAGAACUGAGAUUCCAGUAGUUAAAUGUAAACACUGGCAGAACUUGCAUAUAUUAAAAAUGGUGUUUAACAUAAUAUUUUGGCGUUUUAAGAGUUUAUAUAAUCCUGUAUACUAUGGCAUAGUGCUCUCUCAUUGCACACAUCCUAAAGAAAAUAUUUUGCACUGUUUUUUUGUUUACAUCCUUGCACAAUGCAUCCUGUGCAUGCAUGCUUGGAAACAGUUCCCACUGUUCAAUACAGCUUAUGCCCAAGUAUGCACGCAUAGGAUCCUGUUCAUCAAAUCGGUAUAAUAAUAUACUUUUCCUUCUAAAUCUAGGUGUUGGGUUGUUGUUUUUUGUAAUGCUUGACUGUUUUCAGAAAUGAUGUAUUAACAUUUCUGUUAAUACUACCAUUGGAUAUUUGAUCAAGAUAUAUGCACGUAAUUUGGUUUCCAUUUGUAUGUUAAGAUUAUUUAAUACUGGAUGCUUCAUUUUUGAGAAGGCUUGGAUCCAAAGCAGUUUGCAGUUAUUUCUCCUGGUGCAAAGGGGGCCUACUUGCUUCUCCAUCUGGCAGUAGCUCCCCACAUCUUUUGAAAAAAGAUCUGCGGAAAGUUGGGGGGGAUCCUCUAGAUUGGCCUUUUGGGGGAAUGGAAAGCACUGCAGUAAUUUGUUGGGGGUGGUGAUGGUGGAAUCGGCAACUUUCCCACACCACGCACGUAAAAUAGUGCUUUUUUUCUAAUGCACUGAGGUGGUUUGACUCAAAGUCCAUGUAAAUUGUGCCUAUUAGAUAUUGGGUGAUAUCUAACAUUAGUCAUACUCAAGGGAGACACCGAGUAUGACUUCAUUGAAUGGUACCCAUUGUUCUUGUAUUAAAUAUGUUAGAACUAUGCAGUUUUCAUACAUUACUAGUGAUUUAUUGAAGCUUGGAAAUCAGGGCUAGAGAAAGGUUACAGAAUUGUGUAAUAUUAUUAUAGUCCUUCAGCUGAAAACCGAAAUGUCACAAUUGCAUCAACUUGUAUACUCAGGUUUACUGUACAGCUUGUACGGACUUACACAUAAUUUAAUACUACUGAGUUCUUCUUUCUUAACUUACAUGCUUGAGGGCCUUAUAUAUAUUUUUAGGACACAGCUCAAAGAGUCUUGUUGGCCAUGUGCAAAAGCUUGAUUCUCCACAGUAUCUUCUUAGACCUGUGCUGUUCCCCUGAAUUUUUUGGCAGGUUUCAUUAGUGCUGUGGAGGCUACUUCCAGAAGCCCAGCUGUGUGUAGAGUUCACCCUCCAGCACUUUGAAUCUGGGCCUUAUUUUUAAAUGGAUGUUUACUACCUCACAUUGGGGGUGGGGGGAUAGCCAGUGUGCUAAUUGUGCUCAGAGUAGACUUAAGUCCAUUGAUUUUGACAGGUCCAUUCUGAUUAUAACUUGGUUGGAUAUCACUUGGUUGGUUUUUGGAUUUUUUUUAUUAAAAAGAAGCACAAAAUCAUGAAAUGGUACUUUUCACACAGGUUUUUUUUUAAGAGAAUGUGAUGUGGGACAACUAAAAGUUUAUGAAACAUUGUUUUGCAUUUUGUUACAGCUUAACAAUUUGUAUUUUUAAAAAUAAUUUACUUGCAAGUAUACUUUAUUUUUUAGUCACUGUUCAUGUUUAAACAGCUUUAAAACAUUGCUUGUAACCAAACAGCUUUGUUUGUGCCUUGUUCAUGUUUUUGUUAAUCCAGAUUUUAAUAAAAAUUAAUAUAUCUUACUCAACGUUUUGCUCAUUUUUCAGUAACAUUGGGGAUGUAAAAAGUUGAUUGGCCAUAAAAUAUUAGUUUACAUGCUGGAAAAUAAAGGAUAUACAAUCAGUU